GAAGGAAGUCAGGUACCAGAAGAAAGAGUUAAAGUAAGAAGAAAAAGAGGACCAACAAAGAUGCGUAAAGUGGCUGAAAAUCCUAAUGAAAGGGUUUCAGUUUCUUUCACUGACUUUGGUGAUCAUGUUGGAACUGGUUCAGUAAGAUUAUCAUCUUUUCUUGGUGUUCUCGUGAGUCAGUUCAUUCCGGUUACAAUUUCUGAUUGGAGAGAAGUUGAUGCAGCGACUAAAGAAACAUUGUGGGAACAAAUUCAGGGGAGGUUUGACAUGGAAGAAGAAUGGAAAAAAGCUGUUAUUAUGAAGCAAAUGUGUAAUAUCUUUAGGGGUAUGAAGUCAAGGCUAGUGACAAAAGUACGUGCUGCUGAGACAGCUGCUGAUAUACUAGCUUUAAAACCUAGCAACAUCCCAUCCAUUCAAGUGUGGAACUCUUGGGUUAAGAGCAAGACUAGCAAAGCUUUUACGGAAGUAAGUAACAAGAUGAGGAAGUUGAGACAUGAUCAGAUUCCUCAAACCUCCAGCCGCAAAGGAUUGGUUCGUUUAGCUGAUGAUAUGAAAAAAAAGAGUUCAAACCCAAGUAAGGUGACUAGGACUAAGGUAUGGUUAGCGGGACACACUCAUGCUGAUGGUAGACCUGUGAAGCCUCAAUUUGCUGAGACUAUUAAACAAAUACAAUCACUUGAUAGUGAAAUGGACUCUACAUCAGCUGCUGAUAACAUAAGGGAAGAUGCUGUGAGCCAGAUUUUGGGAAAAGACAAACCUGGACGAGUAAGGGGGUUUGGUAGAGGGAUCACGGGUACUAAGUUAGCGUUUAUGCAAGCUAGAGACGCAAAAAUGGCAGAAAUGAAAAGUGAGAUUGAUGAGUUGAAGGGAAUGUUUAGAGACUUAGCUGGAAAGAAGAAAAGUUAUUGUGAGACUGAAACAUGUGAGAGUAGUGGUGUAUUCAAAGUAGGAGAUAGAGUACAACUACUGGAUUGGAUUCAUUCAAGAGAAGUAGUUGUUGGUGAAGGAGAAUUCUGUUCUGAUGAACCGAUGUACAAAAUUGGUCGUGUACCAAUUGGUCCUAAUGCAGUGGCUGUCAUUGUUAGUUCUGUACUAAGCUCAACAGCUUCUCUCUGGAGGCCUACAUCAGAUGUGUUAUAUCUUAAGGAAGCUGUUGGAUGCAAAAUAUCUUGGCCAAUGGACAAAGUGCUUAGGGUUCCAUUCACUUCUGAAGAUGUAUCCUUAGGGCCAAACAAGGAAGGUGAAACUCGAAGCUGCAAAAUAUUUGAUUGGGAAAAUAUAGAGAAUGAUGAGCUUAUUGCUGAAGGUAUCGUGUGCUCAUCUAACUCCAAAGAGAGGGUUAACAAUAUUCCUCUAGGUCCGGGUGCUGUUAGUCUUCAAGUUGUGAAGGUGUUCAAUUUUAAUGCUCCUUUGUGGAGGCCAACUGCUGAUAUUAGUGUAAUUGGUGAAGCAAUUCAUGAAAAAAUCGCAUGGCCAGUCCUAAAGAUUGAUGUCACGGCUACAGCCACUCCAGAACCAACACUAACUAAAUCAGUGAGUCCAGGCAGCAAUAGUUCCACCAAAAGUCCAAAGCAGAAGUGUGUUCUUUUAGACUGCAACAAUUCUGGUCGUAUUGUAGCUGAAGGAACAGUGAUGUCAACAGAUCCAGAAGAUAAGUGCCAUAAUGUGCCCCUCGGUCCAAAUGCAAGCAAGGUCUCUGUAGAUUUGAUUAAGAUUGGUAAUGCAAAGGUCUGGAGGCCAAAUUCAGAGUUUGUAUUCAUUUCUGAUGCAGUAGGUUCAGUUGUACCUUGGCCAACCGAGAAAGUGAAGUUUGUGUGAAACUUAGCCAAUUGUGAUAUUGGUACUUUGUGUAAUAUUAUGGUAUUGGUACUUUGUGUAAUAUUAUGGUA
This is a messenger RNA of Arabidopsis lyrata subsp. lyrata, 1889 nucleotides long. RefSeq lists its product as uncharacterized. The transcript has 8 exons. NCBI's taxonomy places the organism in Eukaryota, Viridiplantae, Streptophyta, Magnoliopsida, Brassicales, Brassicaceae. The record is from RefSeq and is a predicted model, not a curated record. Bases 61 to 1818 code for a protein of 585 amino acids.